Molecule: messenger RNA, 504 nt
Organism: Mangifera indica (mango)
Lineage: Eukaryota; Viridiplantae; Streptophyta; Magnoliopsida; Sapindales; Anacardiaceae
Product: aminodeoxychorismate synthase, chloroplastic-like
Exons: 2
Coding region: 1-504 (167 amino acids)
Biological process (GO): L-tryptophan biosynthetic process
Source: RefSeq, a predicted model, not a curated record
AUGACACAGUGCAGAAUAUUGAAUCUUGUUUAUUGCUUUUGCUGUAAGCUAACAUUGCCCCCGCUCUCCUUCCCUCUUAUCUCCCAAAACAGUGAAAAGGAUCAGGCUGAAAAUUUGAUGAUGGUUGAUCUUCUAAGUAAUGACCUUGGUCGUGUCUGUGAGCCUGGAUCCAUACAUGUGCCGCAUCUCAUGGACGUGGAAUCUUAUGCAACAGUUCACACUAUGGUGAGUACAAUUCGAGGGAAAAAGAAAUCAAAUGUUAGCCCAGUUGACUGUGUAAGAGCAGUAUUUCCAGGAGGCUCAAUGACAGGCUCCAUUGGAUUUUUCUCAUAUAAUGGGACAUUUGAUCUAAACAUCGUUAUAAGAACAGUUGUCAUACAUGAUGGUGAAGCUUCCAUAGGGGCAGGAGGAGCCAUUGUUGCUCUAUCAAAUCCCGAAGAUGAAUAUGAAGAAAUGAUUUUGAAAACACGCGCUCCAGCUGAGGCUUUGACGGAAUUCUAUUAA